This is a messenger RNA of Guillardia theta CCMP2712, 1134 nucleotides long. RefSeq lists its product as hypothetical. NCBI's taxonomy places the organism in Eukaryota, Cryptophyceae, Pyrenomonadales, Geminigeraceae. Gene Ontology annotation, biological process: proteolysis; signal transduction. The record is from RefSeq and is a predicted model, not a curated record. The coding region runs from base 1 to 1134 and encodes 377 amino acids. The transcript is spliced from 11 exons. Gene Ontology annotation, molecular function: serine-type peptidase activity; endopeptidase activity; protein binding. Gene Ontology annotation, cellular component: outer membrane-bounded periplasmic space.
AUGUUGCUUUUUGCUACGGUUUCUUUCUUCCUGGGACAACCAACGAUAUCGCACGCGGAGUUUUCGCAAGAGCAAGCCUUGGCUGCUGAUGUUUGGUCGGUGGUGGACGCAACGUUCGUUGAUCGAACUUUCAACAACCAUGACUGGAUGAAACUCAGACAGAACGUGGUCAAGCGCGAGUACUCGGACAGGCAGCAAGUGUAUGAUGCCAUAUCCAAGGACCUCCUAGAGCCCCUAGGAGACAAGUACACCCGUUUCAUUGACCCUGUCAAGUUCGAGGCUCUCAAGAACUCGAUUGUCUCCGGCAUCGGCGUCACUCUCUCUCUCGACAAACAGAACAAGCUCGUCAAGAUUGUUGAUGUCUUGGACGCAUCGCCCGCGGCUGAGGCCGGCUUGAAGCGAGGAAGUCUAGUGGUGCAGGUCAACGGAAUCCCAACAGAUGAUGGCAAGAGCACCCCGGACGACGUCGCUGCUCUCCUACGAGGACCAACAGCAACCAAAGCGAAGCUGAAGCUCAGGUUGCCAGGCAGUCAGGAGGAGACGGAAGUCACGCUUGAGCGUCGAAAGGUGGCAGUGAAACCAGUAACAGGAGGAAUGAACGGCAAGACGAGUUUGCUCGUCAGCUACAUCAAGAUCAAGCAGUUCGACACUCAGACAGCUGAGCUUGUCAAGGAUGUCAUGCAGAAGAAUCUUGCGGCUGGUGCCACCUGCCACGUCCUGGACCUCCGGGACAACGCGGGAGGAUACUUCAGGGCUGGGGUUGACACCGCCGCUCUGUUUCUACCUGCCGGGAAGCCCAUUGUGUACGUUGUCAACAAGGACGGGCUUCAAGAUUCCUUCUCGAGCUCAGCCGACGGGCUAGACACCCGCAACCCCUUGUUCCUGCUCGUCAACGGGAAUACUGCCUCUGCGUCUGAGAUCGUGACCGGUGCUCUCAAGGAUCUCGGGCGAGCCAAGGUUUUGGGUGAGAAAACGUUCGGCAAAGGAGUGGUCCAGACGGUCACUCCUCUCUUCGACGGUAGCGCAGUCGCCAGCACCAUCGCCCGCUACGAGACCCCGAACCACGAGGACAUCAACAAGAAAGGAAUCGAGGUGGACGGCACGGAGAAAGACCUCGCAUGCCCUGAUCCGUAA